ACUCCUCAAUCCCUAACUUUUCCAAAUCCCCCAUAUAUUUAUCGCUUUGAUUCCUCCUAAAACCCUAUAAUGUUACUGCACAAACCCACUUCCAAAACCCUCAGAAAGCUACUCUUCCCCUAUCAAAAUCCAAUCUUUUCUUGUUUGUACCAACCCCAAAACCCUGCUUACAUUUACACCCAGAAAGCCAACUAUGUUAAUGUCUACAUGAAAUGGAAGAAAGACUCUUACUUUGACACCAUUGAGCACAUUGACAAGUCCAUAGUGCUAAAACCCAUCAUAAACCUCAAGAACUGUAUUACUGAGGAUCCCAAUGGGUGUAUCCCAAUCUAUCGAGUGUCCAAAAGGGGUUUUGCAUUAGAUGUACCCAUGAAGGUUGCCAAGUUUUUGAGGAAAUACCCGUCAAUUUUUGAGGAGUUUUCUGGGGAAUACAAUUAUCCCUGGUUCAAAUUGACCCCAGAAGCAGCUGAGAUUGAUAGGGAGGAGAAGAGGGUUUAUGAGGAUUGUAGGGAGGAUUUGAGGGAUAGGCUGAAAAAGUUGAUCUUGAUGAGUAAAGAGAAGGUUUUGCCUUUGAAAAUUAUUCAGGGGAUGGAGUGGUAUUUGGGUUUGCCUGAUGAUUUUUUGCAUUACACGGAAAAGAAUCUGGAUCGGUCUUUUCGGUUUGUGACGAUGGAAGAUGGGUUAGAGGGAUUAGCUGUUGACAGUGGUGAAAAGGUCUUGUCUGUGGUGCAAAGGAAUGCAAUGAAAAAUGGGGUGUAUUCUGGAGGCUCAAUGGAGGCAGUUGAGUUUCCGUGUUUCCCUUCCAAUGGUCUGAGGUUGAGACACAAGAUUAAAGAUUGGUUAGAGGAGUUUCAGAAACUUCCCUAUGUUUCACCUUAUGAGGAUUCUUCACACUUGCAGCCAGAUUCUGAUGAAUGUGAGAAACGAGUUGUGGGGCUUCUUCAUGAGUUGCUUAGUCUAUUUGUUGAGCAUUCAGCAGAGAGGAAGAAGCUCUUUUGUCUUAAGAAGUAUAUGGGACUUCCACAGAAAGUGCACAGAGCAUUUGAGAGACAUCCCGAGAUUUUCUAUUUGUCUCAUAAGAACAAGACUUGUACGGCAAUUCUUAAAGAGGCUUACUGUGAUGAGUCUGCUAUUGAGAAGCAUCCACUGUUGGCAGUGAGAAAGAAGUAUAUUAGGUUGAUGAGGGAGUCAGCAGUGAUCUUGAAGAAUAGGAGAGUGAAUGGCCGUUUAGCUGGUGGUGGGAAUAUGGAGCUGGAUUUGGAUUUGGAACAUAAAUGUGAGGACAGAGGAGGUGGAGAGAAUACGAAGGUGGACUUGGAUUUGGAGUCUGAGAAUGUAGACAAUAGAGAUGGAGAGUGUUCUCAGUAACUGGUUUUCCACAUAUAUGCUGUUCAUUGGAAUUUAAUAUUGCAAGGUCUAUAGCAUAGGAACCCUGAAAGUUUAGGCACAAGGUCUAUAGCUGGAAUGCCGGUGGUGGGUUUAGGCACAAGGAACCCUGAAAGUUUACUGCUAGAUGCUGGAGCUUCCUUUGUUAUUAAAGAUUUUGGUGACCCAAAAUUGUGGGAGGCACUGGAAGAGUUGGAGAAGAGAGCAGUGAAACAGUGAGUAAACAAUGAAAGUAAAUUUCUAGUUUGACCUCUGCUUCUGUA
Fragaria vesca subsp. vesca is the source of this 1649-nucleotide messenger RNA. RefSeq lists its product as uncharacterized. The record is from RefSeq and is a predicted model, not a curated record. Lineage: Eukaryota; Viridiplantae; Streptophyta; Magnoliopsida; Rosales; Rosaceae. The transcript has a single exon. Gene Ontology annotation, molecular function: RNA binding. The coding region runs from base 70 to 1368 and encodes 432 amino acids.